AUGAACGGAUGUCUAAAUGUCUCUAAAAUUUCUAUCCCAAAUAUAAGGAAACAAAAGCGACAGAGGCCUAAUACCUCUAUCCAAAGAAAAGAUAGGAAGUAUUGGCCCAGAAAUGGUAAAAAGUACACUCAAAUUAGGAAAAGCAAAGUCCUUGAAAAUUUCAAAAUAAAUUUGGUCGUCAAAGGAGUGAAUAGGUAUCAAAAAGCUUCAUGAAGAGAACUGAAACACAAGCAAGCUUACAAAAAUAUUAAGCUCACGACUAAGAUGAAGCUGUCACCGGAGAAGCAGAAAUAAAACUCCUCAGAUUACAUUGAACUUUACCAAAAUGAAAAGAGUCAAAGCAGAAGCAGGGAAGUAUAUCAGCAACCCACUUGCGUCAAGGAACAAUUCUUUUGUUGGAAAAGAGGAAUCGGACCUUAGGACUAUGAGACCUCAUAUGAGGAAGGAUGAAAAUGAUUCGAAUAUGAGAAAGUCCUAUAAUGGAAACAGCAGUAUGCUUGAUAUACACAAGAGAACUUAUAUUGGCAACUACAAUUUAAAGCCCGUGCCUUUGAAUAGGCUCGAAACAAAGCUAUCAAGCCUUCAUAUUUCAGAUGUGAUCAAUUGAAAACCAAAGGAAAGAAGAGCUUUAUUCAAAAAGUGCAUGCAUAGCCUGAAUCCAGCCAGACACAAAUCUCCCAAGAUGGGUCGGUACCACUCUAGACAUAACGCUGAAAAUUCUAAAUCAAUGGAUAAUAGAAGAGAGAUAACCACUAUCAAAGAGAAGUUAGAAGAACCAAAAAAUUUUGAUUCCCCAGAGAUAUUCACUAACGAAACUAUCACCCAGAGAUCAGGCCUCAAAUCGAGGUAUGAAUCCAGAGAAAGCAUUUAUGAGCUUUCUCCCAAUGGCAGGUGCUUAGUGAACAGCUAUAUUCAGAAGACAAGCUACCCAGAAUCUCCAUUACUGAAUAGUAUUGAAAAGUUUCGAAUGAAUCUGAAGCCUCACUGUCCAUCGAAGAUUCGAUACAGGAAGAGAGCAUCAAUGAACCAAAAGACUGCAUUUGGGCAUAAAAUGGUAUGUAAUGUCCAUAUCCCAUCUUCAAAAGGGUCAGUUUACCUCAAAGUUUAGUAAAAUUUUCUGAAAAGUUUCAAAAUUUAAUU
Messenger RNA from Moneuplotes crassus, 1140 nucleotides. NCBI's taxonomy places the organism in Eukaryota, Ciliophora, Spirotrichea, Euplotida, Euplotidae. The record is from the annotation of a GenBank genome assembly.